Molecule: messenger RNA, 1154 nt
Organism: Durusdinium trenchii
Lineage: Eukaryota; Dinophyceae; Suessiales; Symbiodiniaceae
Source: the annotation of a GenBank genome assembly
AGCGUUUUGAUUCACACCGGACCGCCGUCCCCGCUUUCACUCAGAGUUUGCUCGCUGGUUGGCUCGACCGCCGGCCUCCCACCGAUGCUCCGAUGCGCGCUCCGAGCGACGCUCUUUGUGGCCGUGGCGGCCGCAGCGACCGCAGCGACCGCGGCGGCCGACGCCGACUGUGAGGAGGUCUCCAUGUUGGUCGCGAAGCAGGUGCCGGGACAGGAGAAGAAUGAUCCUCUCCGCACAGAGACGCAGAAUGAGGUGAUGCUCUUAUCAAGCAAUUUGCAGUACCAAGUUGUCUUCACCGACACCGACGCAAAUGAACUGUCCAGCUUCCUCGAGGGCUGUCGCCAGAUCUUCCUGGACGUUGGAUCCAACCGCGGCACGCACGUCCGAAAGCUUUUUGAGCCCCAGAAGUAUGCUGGUGCCCCAUACCUGAAAGUCUUCGAGCGAGUCUUUGGGCCGGCCUGGAAACGGCGAACGCCCUCCAGUGGCAUUUGUGCCGUUGGCUUUGAGCCCAACAGCGAGUGGAUCCCUCACCACCAGGACAUCGAACGCACCUAUGCAAAGCAGGGAUGGAAAGUCAAGUUUUUCCCGGUGGCCGUCAGCGACCACGAGGGAAAGUUGGAAUUUUUCCACGGAACCAAGGGCAACUCCGAAGUCGGCUUCUCAGCUUUCCGGCACAAUCACAGUGGCCAGACCGUGGAGGUUCAGAUGGAACCCUUCAGCCAGUUCAUCUCCAGGAUCAACACGACGGUGCCCUCGGGAAUUCGCUUGGUGAAGAUGGAUAUCGAAGGCUCCGAGUUUGAGGUUCUUCCGGAUUUGCUGCAGAAGCGGAUGCUUUGCCAGGACACCAUUCCGGAGCUCACCAUUUAGUGGCACUUCCGCUUCUUUGGAGAGGCGUCCCAGGAGAAGAACCAGCAGAUUUGGAAGGAUGUGCACUUGCACAAGUGCUUCGGCUCGGGUCUGACGUUGGUGCAAACAAUCGACGACGAGUCCUUCACGGACGAUGGAAAACCCUUACCAUAAGUGGUUGAGGGCUGCUCGACUUCAUCGGCCGGAGCGCUUGCGUCGAAAUUUUCCUGGAGAGGUAUGUUCUCCUCCAACCCAAGAGGGAUGGCCUUUGACCUAAGAGCGAUGGCCUCCAACCUAAGAGCGAUGGC